AUGGGCACCAAGCAGACCAAGGGUUGCCAGCCGGGCAGCGCUGGGGAGAGCCCCCCGGCCCACCACCGCAAGAAAGUACCCCCCAGGGAAAGGGGGGACUUCCUCGCCUCCCUCGUGGUGAAGUCCGGCGAGAAGUUUGGGAAGGGUGGUGGCAGCAGCUUGCCCCCUUACCACCGGCGGAUCUGCAUGAUCCAGGACAUGCUGGUGCUGGUGAAGCAGGGGAAGCAGGAGGAGGCCACCGAGCUGCUGAGGCACCUGCGGCAGGAUUUGGGAAUGGAGUCAACCUCUCUGGAUGAUGUCCUCUAUCGAUACGCCAGCUUUCGAAACCUGGUGGAUCCGAUCACUCAUGACUUGAUCAUCAGCCUUGCUAGAUACAUCCACUGCCCCAAACCGGAGGGGGACUCCCUCGGGGCCAUGGAGAAGCUUUGCCGGCAGCUCACCUACCACCUCAGCCCCCACUCGCAGUGGAGACGCCAGGGCAUCAUGAAGAGGAAACCGCAGUCCUGCUUGAAAGCUGUCCUGAUGGGGAAGCCCCAGGACAACACAGUGGACUUGUCGGGCAUCCCGCUGACGCUGAAAGACUUGGACCGCGUCAUGUCCUACCUCCAGCACAGCUCAGAGCACAUCGACACAGUGGAGCUGUGCUUCACGGAGCUGACAGACGACAUGCUGCUGCAGCUGCUGCCAGCCCUCUGCGUGCUGCCCCACCUCACCACCCUCUCCCUCAACGGCAACCGGCUCACUAAAGCCAUCCUACGGGACCUCACCGAAACCCUGAAGGACCCCAAGAAGUUCCCCAGCGUCACCUGGAUCGACCUUGGCAACAACGUGGACAUCUUCUCCUUGCCACAACCCUUCUUGGUCAGCCUAAAGAGACGAUGCCCAAAGCAAGGCAACUUGCCAACCAUUCUGGAGUUCGGCGAGGGUCAGGUAAGCGAUUUGGAGAGCCAGGAUGGCCUGGCCGAGAGCCAGGAGGACUUGCGAGCUGGACCAGGCAAGACUGACAACAUAGGCUUGCAGCAGACGGACAGAACAGUUGAGGCUGGGGAGGUCCCCAACUCGGAGCAAGGUGCUGCGACACCGCAGACAUGAUGUCCAGCUCCGUGGCUCUUGGGUGGGCGUGUUGAGCAAGGAUGACUUAUAACCAAGACCUCAGCGUUGGAGGUCCUGGCAGAAGGUCAAUUCACACGGUGGGAUGCUUCGGGAGUCCAGACUGCCGCCUUCCUCCCAUAGAAUGAAUGUCAACUUUUUUCUUUUCAAAGAACGCAUAAAGGUGAUCGCGUUGAAUACUUGUAUUUUAUAAAAGCUGGCCAGGUAUUUUUAAACAUUAGUGACGUGCUAUGCUUUUUAACCUCCCAAAAACGCACCUCCAAGGUGGUGUAAUAUGAGGCCCUUAGAAGAGCACAAAAGGGGAGAUGAAAGGUGCCCAGACUUUGCAGGGAAGGGCUCCCUUUCCUUAGCGCUGGGUCUAGCCAGAUCCCAGCUGCUCUCCCACGCGUGGUGGACAGACAACGGUCACCCCAAAGAGGGCUGCCGCCAAGACAAACCUUAAAUCCUUUCCAAUCCUGACUUCAGGAGUUGCUGAUGAAUAGCAUAUCUGCUGAGAUGCAACAGAAGUCUGAUCACACACUAACCAGGGGUGUUUCUCUUAAUACUGUGAGCCAGCCCGAAGGGAGAGCUUUGCUUUCCUGGUGCGGAGCUAAAUCCCAGCCCGCUGCGUGCCUGGACGCCUCUCUCACCCUCCAGCCUUACUGAAAUCAGGCUGGCACUUGUGCCUGCCCAGUAUUUAUUCAGAUGUAAAAUCCAGUUUCCCCCCAGCCGUGCUGCUGUAAUAACUCCAGAGCUUUUAAUGCGGUACCUGGCGCUUGCACCAGCAACGCUGAGAGUACUUGAUCCAUUUUGGGGAGCGAUCCGCAAAAUCUGGAGCCGGGGCUCAGCUCAGGUUCAUUGCUGUUGCUGACAAAAGAGACCACCAUACUGAAGGUCUAUAAAAGAAAAAAUAAUCCUGGGGUUCAUCCCUGUAUCACUGCCACUGAGGGCUGGGCGGACACAGCCAGCUGGAGAUUUAAAGCCUCAGAAAGGCUGUUGGGUCACUUGGCUGUGUCCAUUGCCCCCCUGGACCAGAAGUGCUUUGUUUCUAAAAUGUUUUGUUUUCUAAGAGACAUGGGUUUGAUUUUAUUUUAUUUUUGAUGGAAAAUUGAUCACCCCAGAGUAGCAGUGCUGGAACGUGCACUUUGGCUUUUGAACCAGAAUUUCAUUUGAUCCUAAACCUGGGGGAGGGCAGGAAAGUGUGAAAAACUUCCUCCCCCUUACGUUCAAAGGACCAAACGUGACUCCCUUUGCUAAGAGGGAGCCCCUUUCUAUCUGUUCAAAGCCCUUCCCCUGACCAGCUUUACAGCACCGUUUUCCUGGCUCGCAGCAGUGACUCUCUGGCUUUGCUUUUUCUGGGUGCAAACGCAGUCAGACUUUUGGUCGUCUCUUUGGCUCUGCUCAUUUAACAUCGCUGCACCGGGAAGCUUUUUCCAGAGGGGCUUCACGCUGUCGGUGGUUGUUUCUCCUCCGUAUGCAAGUAGAUAACUUAGAAGAAACUCUGCUACUCGUUUUAAUACAUUUGGCAAAGUUCAGUAUGAUUUGCAUGUAUCCACGCCUUUUUCCUUUUUUUUUUAAUGUUAACUCUUUCCAACAGGCAUGAAAAAAACUUUGCAGUGAAUAAACUGUUCUGUUUGAAAUAAAGGAACUAUCCGUAAUCAAAAUAAAUUACA
Messenger RNA from Pygoscelis adeliae (Adelie penguin), 2762 nucleotides. It is a transcript of the gene LRRC75A, whose product is annotated as leucine rich repeat containing 75A. NCBI's taxonomy places the organism in Eukaryota, Metazoa, Chordata, Aves, Sphenisciformes, Spheniscidae. Bases 1 to 1092 code for a protein of 363 amino acids. The record is from RefSeq and is a predicted model, not a curated record. The transcript has 4 exons.